CAUGUGACGUCAGAGGCAGACAUGGCGGAGUACAGCCAGGCGGGCCUCCUGGCGGCUCUGCUCCUCUUCACCGCCCUCACGGUCCGAGACGUUUACCUCGGCAGAUCCAGCCCACACCGAGGACAGCAGCCGGCCGACAGACCCGGACACUCCCCGGACAGCCUGCCGGACACAGAGCCCGGAAGAGCCGCCAAAGCGUCGCUGUACAGCGGCCCGGUGCUCCGGUUCCGGUACUGCAUCUCCUGAGGUUACAGCAAAGUGUUCCAGGACUACUCUCAGGCCAUCAGCCAGGUGUAUCCGGACAUCCGCAUCACGGGGGAAAACUACCCCCCCAUCCCCUUCAACAGGGUUCUGGGGAACUUGAUCUCCUACCUGAAGCUGCUCUCCAUCCUGCUGAUUGUCAGCGGCCAGAAUCCCUUUGUCCUCCUCGGCCUCGACACUCCCCGAGCCUGGACCUGGAGUCAGGACAACAAGAUCUUCUCCUGUCUGAUGGCGUUCUUCCUGUGUAACAUGAUGGAGACUCACUUCCUGUCUACAGGAGCCUUCGAGGUCACUCUGAACGACGUCCCUGUGUGGUCGAAGCUGCAGUCCGGUUACAUCCCCAACAUCCAGGAGAUGUUCCAGAUCCUCGACAACCACCUGAAGAUGAACCAGGUGGAUCACAUGACCUUCUCCUCCACUUAAAGCUGCAGGUGUGCUGCGUUCAGAUGUCCCGGCUCAGUGGGAAGUUCAGCCGCUGGCGUUCAUGAAGGUCCGGCCCUAAAGCGGACUCUGCGGGGCCCGACCGGACGUCCUCCGCCACAAACCGAACACUCCCUCUGCACCCGGUCACAACUCAGAACCACAACCCCCAGAAUGCACCUGUGCAGUGGAGACGGCUGCUGCUAGUGGGUUAGCUUCAUGCUAAUUAGUCUCUGUGUGAUGAAUAAUUAGAGCUGAAACUGUUAGUCUGUUGUCUUUAUUUAAUGUGAAACAAGAACAUCUGCAAAUCAGUUUGAACUGAAACUGAAACACUGUGUGGCUGUGGAUGUUUUCUCUGAUUCCGUUCAGUGAUUGGUCAGGUGUGUAACUCACCUGUUUCAUCAAACUGAGUCAUAGUUUAGUGUUUUAGGUCCUGUAUCUGUUUACGUGGCUGAACGCCUGGUUCAGAUCAGUAAUCACGCUGGGUUUCAUGAAAUAAAAGAUGGUUGAAAUCUGA
Molecule: messenger RNA, 1198 nt
Organism: Amphiprion ocellaris (clown anemonefish)
Lineage: Eukaryota; Metazoa; Chordata; Actinopteri; Pomacentridae
Gene: selenot2
Product: selenoprotein T, 2
Exons: 6
Biological process (GO): cell redox homeostasis
Cellular component (GO): endoplasmic reticulum membrane
Molecular function (GO): thioredoxin-disulfide reductase (NADPH) activity
Source: RefSeq, a predicted model, not a curated record